Molecule: messenger RNA, 2862 nt
Organism: Onychostoma macrolepis
Lineage: Eukaryota; Metazoa; Chordata; Actinopteri; Cypriniformes; Cyprinidae
Product: potassium voltage-gated channel subfamily F member 1-like
Exons: 2
Coding region: 1193-2581 (462 amino acids)
Biological process (GO): potassium ion transmembrane transport; protein homooligomerization
Cellular component (GO): membrane; voltage-gated potassium channel complex
Molecular function (GO): protein binding; voltage-gated potassium channel activity
Source: RefSeq, a predicted model, not a curated record
GAAAAUACUGAAAAAAAGGCUGUGAAACAUUUUCAGCGUUGCCCUUUUGACGGUCACACUGUUUAGGUUUUUUUAGAGCAAGUCGUUUUGAAGUUAUUGGCGUUUAAUCGCUGAAUGUGUCACGAAUAUCGAAAACAAAACCAACUUAACCACGCUGUCAGGACAUCGAGUCCACAGAUUUCCUAACAAGAAAUAGGACGGUAUCUUCCGGGCCUCGGUGCGUUUGUGCAGCUGAAGAGACUGGACAUCACUAAUGCAUCUGCUUCAAACAACGCGUUGGUGUGUAACUUAGCGAAGAUUAUCAUCCCGGCGAUAUGAUAUAGUUCAACAUGGGAUACCGAAGCAAGAAGCGAGUGAGACGCCGAGCUGGUGCGGUUCCUUCGGGGCACACAGCAGCUUCAUCGGAUCCCGGUCCGCCUGUGUUCGGCUGCCGGUGUACCGACAAAACAUGCUACCUAUCAGAUUGUGCUACCAAUAAUAUAUUUGCAUUGUUUUAAGGGUAAGUUUGGGGUAAGGGUAGGUGUGAACGGGUAGGUUUAGGGUAUGGGUAGGUAUGGACAUUAAAAAAAGCCUCAAACCACAUGAAUAAGAUGCUGGUAGCACAAUCUGAUAGUUAGCAUUUUUCGCUAUCGAUUUGUGCUACCUAUCUAUUUAAUGGGAGGUAGCACAAUCCGAGCAGGUAGCACAAAUCGUCAGAACACCGGCGGGAGACAUGAUGCUCACGGAUCCGUCAGAGAUGCUGCUCCACGAAAAUGUCAACCGUGCACCUUAAGUCUUGUUUAAGUCAUUUGCUAACUACCAAAUCAGUGAACAUAAUUAUUUAAAUAAUGAGACACAACGAUAUGUAUAUAAGUUGUUGGAAAUCACCGCAGCUAAGCAUUAGCAAUAUCGUUAUAUUUUUAAAAACCGUGUAAAAACGUUACCAUAUGAGAAGGCAUAGCUGGUAAGUUAACCUGUUUGCUAAUAUUAUAACCAUCAAGUCUAGUGACAGCUUAGUAACAUUGUUUGCACAGCUAAUUGGUAAUUUUUUGUCAUGUGGUGUGUUUAUAAGGCUUUGGAAGAUGGGAGUGUGAAGAUCUGAAGCAGUGGAGGCCAGCUGUUAUGAACCACCUCUACUGGACUGCAGCUUCCACUCCUAAUGGAGAUGCAGAUGUGAUGGAGGCCAAGUGGAAAAGCAUGGUCUUAAUUUGACAUGUGGGACUUCCCAAGGACUCCUUCCUCAGACUGUAACGGCUCAGAGGCGAGUGAGGAGACUGAGAUUGCUGUGAAUAUCGGUGGCGUCAAGCACAUUCUCUACAGGGACGUGCUGAACCGAUAUCCCGAGACGCGUUUGGCGGAGCUGGUGAACCGAGCCACGCAUUCCACACAAGAAGAUCUCUGCGCGCUCUGUGAUGACUAUGACGACUUAAAGCGAGAGUUUUACUUCGACAGAGACCCAGAGGCCUUCAAAUGCAUCCUAGAGCUAUAUUACUACAAAGAGAUUCAUAUGAAGCGAGGAAUCUGUCCCAUGCGCUUCAUAAGAGAGAUGGACUAUUGGGGGAUCAACGCAAAGUAUCUGGACGAAUGCUGUAUAAGUAGUUUAAAUGAGGUGCAAACCGAGCUGGCAGAAAUAGCAGAGAAGGUUAAGACCAUCCUGGAUGACCUGGAGGAUGAUGCAACGGUCACAAGAGGCCAGAGGUGUCAAGCAUUCCUGCGGAAACUCAUGGAGAAACCAGAGUCAUCUUUAGCCGCGCGCGUAAUCGCAGUGGGGUCGUUUGCGUUGAUCCUGCUCUCCUCUGUGGUCAUGUGCGUGGGGACCAUCCCGGAGCUGCCAGUGGAAGAUACCCAGGGUAACCUCGUGGAACACCCGACCCUUGAGUCCAUCGAGAUGGCUUGCAUUAUCUGGUUCACAGUGGAAUACAUUUUGCGUUUCCUGUCCUCUUCGAACCAGUUGCGCUUUGUGUUUUCCUUCAUGAAUAUAGUAGACUUUCUAGCCAUCAUGCCGUUCUACGUGGUGUUGAUUCUGGGUGCUGCUCAGACGGAGCUGGCCGAUGUGCAACAGGCAGUGCAGGCAUUGCGCAUUUUGCGCAUUGUGCGCAUUUUCAAAUUCGCGCGCCACUCAGCAGGUCUGCAAGCUCUCGCCGUGGCACUCAAAAGCAGCUUGAAAGAACUAGGUGUGAUGCUCAUGUAUAUGACCGUGGGAAUUUUCUUGUUCUCUGCACUGGGGUACACUUUGGAGCACAGCCACCCGGAGACCAUGUUCACCAGCAUCCCACAGUCCCUUUGGUGGGGUAUCAUUGCCAUGACCACUGUGGGUUAUGGAGACAUCUAUCCUAAAACAACGCUGGGCAGGUGUAAUGCCGCUGCAAGUUUCCUGUGUGGAAUCAUAGCUAUCGCCUUACCAAUACACGUGAUCAUUCACAACUUCAUCAUUGUUUACAAUAAGCAGCGUGUGCUAGAAACCACUGCAAAGCAUGAGAUUGAACUCAUGGCGUUACACAUGAAGGAUGAAGCGCAGGAGUGUCCGGAAUCUACAAAAAUGCCAUCACAGGCUUCGGUUGGCAACAGCUCGGUGUGGGAUAGUGCUGGUGUGUCCGUCUAACGAAGUGACCUGUAUAUCCCAUUACUGAUACAGCAAAUGCGUCCAAAGACCAACUGUCUACAAAUGCAAGACCACCCAGAGAGUGAUUCAUCAACUUCAAAAUAAUAAAAUACUUAGGAAAUAAAAACCAAUCAAUAACAUCUAUCGCUCGUACGUUCGUUUGUACUCUAUCUAUCUAUCUAUCUAUCUAUCUAUCUAUCUAUCUAUCUAUCCAUCUAUCCAGUGGCUAAUGUGAUCCAUCUCUUUCAGAGAAUAACGGUGCUGGCUCAGAGCAUUAAAAA